This is a messenger RNA of Cryptococcus deneoformans JEC21, 2516 nucleotides long. RefSeq names its product expressed protein. Gene Ontology annotation, molecular function: zinc ion binding; DNA-binding transcription factor activity, RNA polymerase II-specific. NCBI's taxonomy places the organism in Eukaryota, Fungi, Basidiomycota, Tremellomycetes, Tremellales, Cryptococcaceae. The coding region runs from base 55 to 2427 and encodes 790 amino acids. The record is from RefSeq and is a predicted model, not a curated record. The transcript is spliced from 9 exons. Gene Ontology annotation, biological process: regulation of DNA-templated transcription.
CGGCCACAUUUUCUCAUCUCAAUCAUACAUAGACCCAUAAGGACAGCUAAGACCAUGGCUCAAAAUAAUGCAGCGCCUUUUGCGGGAUCAAGCUCCUCAACUCCAUCGAUGGCCCACCCUACUCCCGCCAGUUCUUCUUCGGGCUUGAUUCCGGGUGUGACUCGGAAGCAGAACAUUGCCUGCGAUCAAUGCCGGUCAAGAAAGAUCAGGUGUUUGAGAGCUGAUAAGAAGGAUGUGUGUGAACAAUGUAAAUCCAAAGGCACUGAGUGUACCAGUAAUUAUAUCGAAGCCCUGGCAGAGAAGAAGAAGAAAGCAGACGAAGAACAUCUCAGCAGCUCUCGUAGGAAGAGGAGAAGAAAAAGCAACCAAGAUCAAAGUCAAUCUCAACCACCACCGGUACCACUGAGUUCUGCUUCGUGUUCGGUUCGCCCAGAGCUAGAACGGCACAUCAGCAACGAAAGCCGGGAUAGCGAAGCAUCUUCUACCCCCAAGAUGGAUCACAGUGGGAUGCAGUCCCCUGCGAUGGGCAUCGCAUCAAGUAUGGCUGGGGAUGGAGUUGAUCCGGAUAAGCUUCAUCGGGUGCAAGCCGCUCAGCAUGUCAGGGAGAAUGCCAGUGCCAUAGCAGACUCCCUCCACCUACUGGCGAACCUAAGAUCUACCCAAAAUUUAUCCCUCAAUCUUCCUUUACCACUCCCACUAUCUCUUCCUAAUCACCCGCCACCGCAACCACCACCAUUUCUCACUCCUGGUGAGAAGCAGCAUGACCUUAUUCGCUAUCUCCUCUCUCCUUAUCCCAUUCUCACUCCCGUAUUGGGAUAUUCCGAUGUAGCCAGUAUUGAAUCUUGCAAGCGCGGCGAAAGCGAUUUAUGGGAAGAAAUGGGAGGCAAGGUCUGGGAAGAAGAACCGAGUGAGGUGCAUAAGAGUCUGGAAGCAGACGAACUUACCAAACUGGCCGAUGACCUAAUCGACUCGUUCUUUUCCGUAGCACACAUUCGUAAUCCAUGUUACGAUCCGCCUACAUUCCGUGCACGCCUCUACACACCCAACACCCACCCUCAAGGCCCUAUCUCCCAUCCUAUCCUCGCUACUGCUCUCGCAUGGGGAGCUCGUUUUUCUGAUCAUCCUGUUAUCCAACGAGAUAGAGAUGAGUGCUCUCAACGCCGCAGCGAUGGUGAGGAACAUGGAGUUCGGGAAAAGGGCAGGGGUAUGAAGAGGAGUCGGUUAGUGCAGAUGGCUGUGAUCCGGGCAAGGGAAGUGUGUGAAAUGUGCAGGAUCUGGAGGAUACCGAGUAUAGAUAAUAUCAAAGCUUUGGUCAACCUCGAAGGCUUGCUGGGCCAGGUUCUCGUCAAGAAAAACAACUAUCAAGCGGUCUAUGCCACUGCCGCUGUUAAACACCUCUUAUCGAUGGGAUAUAACUCCACACGAGCAAUCCUCACUAUUCCCGACGAGAAAGAACGGACAGAUAUUGUCUUGAUAUGGUGGAUCCUCAUCGUUACUGAUAGUUAUCGGUCCGUAUUCUAUCGGAUAAAACCUUGUUUAUUAGACGAUGACUAUGAUCUCGAACCUCCUGGGAAUACGGCAAAUCUCUUAAACUUUACCCCAGUAAGCCUUUCUGAGCCAAACCAAGCAAUCCUAUGGUUCUCCGCCGCCCAAUCCGCCGCCUCCAUGUGUCGCGCCCUCUCCCUCCGCCUUUGCUCUCCCCAUCUCCAAACUUCCGGUAUCCCAUUAUCCCUCCUCCGCACAUUCAUCCACUCUGCCUCUGUCUGGCGGACAAACUACCUUUCAAAAUUGGGCGUCCCACCCGUUUGGCCCGAAAGCUGGGAUUUUCUCCAAGCUAUUGCGGCAUGUUCGGCAGACGUUUCGCAUCAUGCUCUGUGGCUUGUGCUUUAUCGCGCGCUAGAAGAGUCGGGGGUUGAGGAAGAGAGGAAAGGCGCGAUGGAAAUGGGAGGUGUAGGGAUGGGGAUAGGGGUUGAAGUGGAAAGUGUGAAGAGGAGGAUAAAGGAAGAGAGUGAACAUGCGGCAUUGAGGAUCGCGGCGCUGGUUGCUGUAUUGGCAGAGAAUGAAUAUUUGAGUCUAGAUCCGCUCAGUAUCCACCAUCCAAUAUAUGAAGCGGGCCUACAUUUAGCCCAACGCGGACGGGGGGAAUGUCUGGCCUGUGUAGUCGGGCUGAAGCAAUACGCAAUCACGUUCCCUGCCACGUGGGACAAUGCUGAGGAACUUGAAAAUAUUUACGCAGACAGUCAGCAGGGCGAUCCACGACUCGAUAGCCGAUUUCAAUCGAGGGCCCAUAAUGUUUCCAUGAAUGUCGUGUCGAAUGGCGAGACAGCAAGCAGCCUUACGGGAACUGGAUCCGCCUCCGCCGAGCCAGCCGCUAUGCCGUCGAUUGAGGAGCAGAUGUGGCAAGGAGAAAACAUGUGGCAUUUGUAGCGAGUAGUUGCCGGAACAAUUCGAUGUAUUUAGACUGUGCCACGUGAAGACCGCUGCUCGACAAAUGAUAAUAAUUAGCGCGAAUGAUC